UUGUGAAGGCAACUUAUAUGUCUUUUGUAGAUGGCUGUGGUGGUGAUAAGGCUAUCCAUUUGACUCAAACCUUUCUUGUAAUCACAAUAAAUCUUGCAGAGUGGAGGUCAUUUCAGUGCUGUGCAAACAGAUCCAACACUGCAUCACGAGGAUGCCUUCUCCCCUGCAGGAUGGUGAGCCCAGCCGCUUGGUUUCUCCUUCUGGGAGUUGUGAGCUGUACAUCCACAUUAGAACCAAGAACAAAAGUGGAACACAAUGCCACUCAAGAGCCAUUCCUUGAUCAAUGUACUCUUGUUCCCACCUGGACAAUUGGUGGGGAGACAGCAGUUAAUUUAGUGGGGCAAAAUAUUACAGUGGUUGCCCUCUUAAAUUCGAGUAGAGUCUUUGGAAGAAGACAGGCCGCAAGGCUCAGUUCCCUACGCAAUCGUCUCUAUCAAGCUGGCUUUCCAGACAUCAACUUUUAUGUCAUUAACUCCAUAAUGGCAACAGAUAACACUGAUCUUCUACAAAACGAAGCAGUAGACAUCCCUGUAUACCAGGAAUUACCAGAGGCCCCAGUAAGAGAUAUUUUGGGAGCAGAUAACGACCACAUCCUUGUAUUAGAUAGGUGUGGGCGAAUGGCAUACCAAGUAAUAACUCCUUUCAGUAAACUUAUCUACCCCUAUGUUAAAGCAGCUAUUUUAUCAACCUAUAAAGAUAAUCCUUGUGGUUUCUGUAACAGUACUACAAGUGUUGAUUAUUCUCAGGAUGAAGACGAGAUCACAACACUCAGAUAUGCCUCAGAUGAACCAGCUCAUGAUUACACUGAGCUUAAUUCAACAAUUUCUGAAAAUGAUUCCAAACGUUUUGCACUAAAAACAGGCUACAUAGAAGGUAACCAGAGCCUUCAUACAGAUUUGCAUCAAGCUGAGUCCACAAUAAAAAAUCAACUAAGUCUUCAAAAUCUAACUGCUGCAGAGCCACGAGAGCUACUGUAUGUGCCAAAGGAUGAAUCAAGAGUAGAUAUUCAAUUCAGAGCUGUUUCAAGAAAUCCCAGAAAUGACAUUUACAACUUGUCAUCACCUAAAGCCUAUGAUCAACAUCCAUCCAUUAUCUCCUUAGCCAGAAUUCCAGGAGAACAAGAACCUUCUAAGAACUGGAACUGGUUUGAGCCCCAGAAUUCUGCAAGUGGUGAGCCAUACUCUACAGAGAACAGUAACAGUGAAUCUGUAGAGGUGGUGCAUCAGGUAAAACCACCUAAAACAGGAAAAAAAAGGAGAAAAAAAGCAAAGACUAAAGACCUUAAAACAGAUAACUUAGUAAGGGAACCUCUCUUUAAUCAAAACGUUGACUGCAAAAAACUGGAAAAAAGUAGUAAUGCAUUGGUACCACAAACAUUUUGUGAUUCUAACUCUCAAGAAGUUAUUCAUGAUUCUAUGGAGGCCUUGGUUAACCAAACACAACGAUUAUUUGACUGGUAUCAGCGUCAGAUUGAGAAUGGCACAUCAAGUGAGGAGGAAUAUGAAAAAUCAAAUGUACUUAAGGAGAAAAUUAUUGAGCAUUACAGUAGGCUACUUCCCUGGCUUAAUUUUAAAUUAAAUUGACCCGAUAGACCGAGGUUUAAGAUUAAAUCAUUGUUUGAGUGAUCUUCCAAUAUUAUUUCAUAUUUGAUUGUUCAUUUUUUUACAGUAUGAUCCAAAAGUUAAUAGUAAUUACUAUGAACAAAUAAUAGUAGAAUAAACACUUGAAGUAUAAAAAUAGUUCAGUAAGUGACAUUUAACAAACAAUAAGUAAUGUAUAAUAAAAUCUGGGAAAAUUCUAAAAUUAAAUACCUUUUCAUAAUUGAGGAAA
This is a messenger RNA of Frankliniella occidentalis (western flower thrips), 1830 nucleotides long. RefSeq lists its product as uncharacterized. Gene Ontology annotation, biological process: selenium compound metabolic process. The transcript is spliced from 5 exons. NCBI's taxonomy places the organism in Eukaryota, Metazoa, Arthropoda, Insecta, Thysanoptera, Thripidae. Gene Ontology annotation, molecular function: selenium binding. The record is from RefSeq and is a predicted model, not a curated record. Bases 18 to 1583 code for a protein of 521 amino acids. Gene Ontology annotation, cellular component: extracellular region.